Oncorhynchus mykiss (rainbow trout) is the source of this 1044-nucleotide messenger RNA. NCBI's taxonomy places the organism in Eukaryota, Metazoa, Chordata, Actinopteri, Salmoniformes, Salmonidae. The record is from RefSeq and is a predicted model, not a curated record.
UUCUAUCUCCCCAUGGCGUUGGCAGUACCACCCUCUGUGUUUGCUGUUCACAUCCAAUUCAACCUGGUCUACCAGUUCUGGAUCCACACUGAGGUGAUCAGAGAUAUGGGACCUCUGGAGUGGGUCCUAAACACCCCCAGUCACCACAGAGUUCACCACAGUACCUUUGCUCCAGAUGGCGAUAAAGUUGUCUACGGUCUCGUACACAAAAUAAACACAUUUGAAGUCCUCCAUAUUCAGAUGCUAUCCCAGCUGACUGUUCUGAUGAUGACUGGCUACAUUCUACUCAGUCUGACCUCCAUUGGCUUCAUCAUUGACCAAAACUGCAGGUCAACGGCAUCCAUGUUGGAGUUGCUGCGCUGUGUUCUGACGGUGAUGCUGCUGCGAUACGGCUACAUGACGGCACCAGCACCACUGGUUGUGCCCAUUGAGGCCUUUGUCUCCAUCUCCCUGCUGUACUGGGGCCUGCAGACAUUCAGCCAAUUGAUUGCAGUCAAGCAGAAGACAACAUGAGAUUGUCAGGUCCCAUUGGCUUACUGUACCUGGCUUCACCAAAUGUUCGAAGGACUUUAGCCAUGACUUUAGGUAGCCACACUUUACCAUGUAUUAACCAACUUACAAGCUUCUAUGAAUCAAAGAGGAUUUAUAAUGAGCAUAUCUUGCCUCAUAACAAUAUUUGUUAGUGUUUUUAAUCGGACAAGCAUAUUAUGUAUGAACGGCCAUAGGCCACUAUACCUACGGCCAUUCAUAGUGUUUCUAUGCUUUAUCUUAUGGGAAGGCAGCUUUUCUGAUUUUGUUCAAAUUAUACUGUUAUAUGCUGCUAUUGAUUGACUGAUUGAUUACAAUACAAUACAAUACAUUCCAGUUUAGUGAGCCAUUGAGAAUAUUAUGAAUGACUUUUAAAACUUUACCUACACCUUUACCUGUACAACAAAUACCUCCUAAAACUGCAGGAUAACUUUUCCUAGGAUCUCUUUUUUCAUGAAAUAUAAUACUUCUUAACUCUAUAUUUUUCAGUUCCAUUUUUGACUAAACAGUUUUCUG